AUGAAUCCUCUCAUAGCCGUCGUCGGCGCAACGGGAACGGGCAAGUCCAAGCUCGCUGUGGACUUGGCCUCCCGAUUCAACGGUGAAAUCAUCAAUGGCGAUGCGAUGCAGAUGUACCGCGGCCUGCCCAUCAUCACGAACCAGAUCCCCGUCGAAGAGCGAAACGGCAUCCCCCACCACUUGCUGAGCUGUGUCGACCUAGAAGCGGAGGCCUGGCGCAUUGGCCGAUUCAAGAAGGAAGCUCUCCGGCUCAUCGACGAUAUUCGAUCUCGUGGGAAACUGCCCAUUCUGGUCGGAGGCACACAUUACUAUACGCAGGCCGUCUUGUUCAAGGACCAACUGGUUGGGGAAGGCUCAGAUGACGAAGACGGACCGGAGCCCUUUCAAGAGCUACCGUCGACCUCGGACAAAUGGCCAAUCCUCGAGUCGUCUCCUGAAGUCUUAAUGGAGAAACUUCGCGAGGUAGAUCCGGUCAUGGCUGAGCGAUGGCACCCGAAGGAUGCACGGAAGAUUCGGCGCUCAUUAGAAAUCUACUUCCAAACAGGGAGACGAGCAUCGGAAAUAUACGCGGAACAGAAGCUUCUGAAGAACGAGGCAGUAAUGAAAGAUGAAGGGCUACUGCGGUUCGAGAAUACACUGAUCUUUUGGGUUCACGCGGAAAAGGAGAUUCUCAAUGCGCGUCUGGACGCGCGUGUCGACGGCAUGAUCGAGCAAGGCUUGAUGGCCGAGGCUGAGACUAUGUCAGAUUAUCUCCAGACAAAACAAUCGCAGGGCAUAGAAGUCGACCAAACGCGUGGUGUUUGGGUGUCUAUCGGCUUCAAGGAGCUGGCGCCGUACUUUGCGGCUGUCCAGGAAGCAAAACUGAACGAGGAGGAGCUCGAGAAUCUCAAAAAGCGCUGUAUCGAUUCCAUCAGAACAGCUACACGCCAAUAUGGAUCUUCUCAAGUGAAAUGGAUUCGGAACAAGUUAUGGCGAGCUCUCUCAGAUGCCGAUAUGACGCGCCGCCUCUACCUUUUGGAUAGCAGCAGUGUCAAGGGCUGGGAUGAGUGCAUUGCGAAACCAUCCGAGGAUAUCGUACAGUCAAUGUUUGAAGAUAGACCGACGCCUGAUCCCAAAUCACUCUCGAAGCUAGCGAAUACCGUUCUCGGCGCUAAAGAGGAGCAAGGGCGUUCACAGCCGAAUUCCGAUAUGCAGUGCUUUACCUGCGACAUGUGCAACAAGACGAUGGCCGGCGAAGAACAGUGGAACAUCCAUCUGAAAGGUUACGGCCAUAAACGAGCAGCCAAAUCUGCAGCAAGGAAGGCUGAACGAGACGCUUAUUUCCGAAAACGGGAAUUAGAAGCUCAAAAGGCUUCGGAUUCCGGGACUGAUCCCUGA
Messenger RNA from Penicillium cinerascens, 1377 nucleotides. RefSeq names its product tRNA dimethylallyltransferase. The transcript has 2 exons. Gene Ontology annotation, cellular component: mitochondrion. NCBI's taxonomy places the organism in Eukaryota, Fungi, Ascomycota, Eurotiomycetes, Eurotiales, Aspergillaceae. Bases 1 to 1377 code for a protein of 458 amino acids. The record is from RefSeq and is a predicted model, not a curated record. Gene Ontology annotation, biological process: tRNA modification. Gene Ontology annotation, molecular function: tRNA dimethylallyltransferase activity; ATP binding.